AUGGCUGCUCGUCUGCUAGGCCACUUAAUCCGUCGCAGUCGCCAGUCCAGAUCGCUGGUCGCCCGUACAGGGAGCUCCCGCGGUACAGUGAGCACCUACAGUACGGUGAGCACCCUCAGUACAGUGAGCAUGAAGCGCAUGGAGCACCUGGCGGUAUCGGGUUCCGGUGUUAGCCUGGCGGAACGCGUAUUUAAUGCCCCACUACCGAGUUUCAAUGGAAAUCGUAGUUCGGGUAAUAACCAUUGCAAUAAGGAUAACAAUAACAAGGAUACAAAUGACGCCUUUGAGUUGGCCAUCAAGCAGCUAAACUCCCUGCAGUCGAACGAUGCUGCCAUAAGGAAUUCCAUGAGCAAUGCCCGCGUGGAUACCAAAGCGGAUACCAUUAAAUAUCUGGAGCGGAGUGGUCUGCCGCUUGAAACUGUCGAGCGUCUGUCCUUCAUCCAUGUGGCCGGUACCAAGGGCAAGGGCUCCACCUGCGCCUUGACGGAAUCUCUGCUUCGCCAUCAGGGUGUCCGCACGGGUUUCUUCAGUUCCCCCCACAUUCUGUCCACCAACGAGCGGAUCCGGAUCGAUGGCCAGUUGCUGGCCAAGGAUAAGUUCACGGAGCAGUUCUGGAAGGUCUACAAUCGACUGUGGGAUCGGCGGGAGCACGAUCACGACAUGCCCGCCUACUUUAAGUUCCUGACCAUUCUGGGCUUUCAUGUUUUCGUUGCCGAGAAUGUGGAUGUGGUCGUUCUGGAGGUGGGCAUCGGUGGUGAGCACGAUUGCACGAAUAUCGUGAGAAAUGUGCGCACCGUGGGCAUCACAUCGCUGGGACUGGAGCACACCGAGCUAUUGGGACGCACACUGCCGGAGAUUGCCUGGCAGAAGGCGGGCAUCAUCAAGAGCGGAUCGCAUGUCUUCACGCAUGUCACUCAGCCGGUUUGUCUGGACGUCAUUCGUCAGCGGACGCAGGAGCAGUCAGCCACGCUCUACGAGGUUCCACCCACCGAGGAUUACUUUCGAUCGGACGCAUAUGCUCCGAUUUGGCAGACAUUCAGUCAUUUGAUUCGUCUAAAUGGCUCAUUGGCCAUUCAAUUGGCCAGCGACUGGUUGACGCAGUCGGGCAGACAGCGGCACACUCCCAACGAGGUGAGAAUGGAUCCACAGCUGCUGGGCGGACUGAUAAGCGCCCACUGGCCCGGUCGGUGCCAGCUGAUCGAGUGGCACGGCAUGCGACUGCAUCUGGACGGAGCUCACACACUGGAGAGCAUGGCAGUGUGCACGGACUGGUUUGCCAAGAGCGUGCGGGACAGUGUCCAUCCAAAGAUACUGAUCUUCAAUCGCACCGGAGAGUCCGGUUUCGAGCCACUGCUGCAGCUCCUCAACCGCACCUGUGCCUUCGACAUGGUCUGCUUUGUGCCCAACUUGGCCACCUCCACGCCAAAUGCGCCCAGCCAGGUGAUGGUUCGGUUUAGUCCCGAAAUGCAAUUGCAGCGGGCGCGAACCAUUGCCACGGCAUGGAGUGACCUCUGCGCAACGGAGCAGCAAAAGGAUGUGGGUCAGGUGUUCAAUACGCUGACCGACGCCUUUACCGCCAUCUGGCAAAGAUUCCCGCCAGCCACGGACAGCGACGCACAACUGGAGGUCCUGGUCACCGGUUCCAUUCACCUGCUGGGAGCGGCCAUAAGUGCUCUGGACCUCAUCGAUGAUUCCACAUCUAGAACUAAGAUAUAAGUCGCAUUCGUAACACAAACGGUGUGCAUCACUGAAUGCAAUUGUAUAGUAGCUAUUAGAUUUAGUCGUAGUCCAAAGCAUAUCGCAUAUCACUUAGUUGGACUUUAAAAUGGAUCACAGAAAGCAUAAACUAAUCGAUUUAGUCGUAGUUUAGUCAGUCUAAGCCAAUGUUUAAAGUGUUGUGUAGAAAUAAAAGCCUUAGAAAUGUA
Molecule: messenger RNA, 1925 nt
Organism: Drosophila yakuba
Lineage: Eukaryota; Metazoa; Arthropoda; Insecta; Diptera; Drosophilidae
Gene: Fpgs1
Product: folylpolyglutamate synthase, mitochondrial
Exons: 4
Coding region: 1-1716 (571 amino acids)
Biological process (GO): tetrahydrofolylpolyglutamate biosynthetic process
Cellular component (GO): mitochondrion; cytoplasm; cytosol
Molecular function (GO): ATP binding; tetrahydrofolylpolyglutamate synthase activity
Source: RefSeq, a predicted model, not a curated record